Messenger RNA from Rana temporaria (common frog), 2859 nucleotides. It is a transcript of the gene EIF2AK1, whose product is annotated as eukaryotic translation initiation factor 2 alpha kinase 1. Gene Ontology annotation, biological process: protein phosphorylation. Gene Ontology annotation, molecular function: ATP binding; protein kinase activity. Bases 163 to 2046 code for a protein of 627 amino acids. The record is from RefSeq and is a predicted model, not a curated record. The transcript has 15 exons. Lineage: Eukaryota; Metazoa; Chordata; Amphibia; Anura; Ranidae.
CCUCCGACUUCCGCUUGCAGUGCUAACCAGAGGCGGAAGUCUUGGGCGCUCUAGCCUGCUCCUUGCGGUUUCUAUGGUGAAGUGUGGAAAUUGCUGGAUAGGAUCGGAGUGUGCGCCUUGUAUGGGAAUGCUCGGUGUGUGAUAAGAGCCGGGAGUCUAGGAAUGGGGGAGAGCCCGGUACCCCGCUCCUCUGCUCAGGUGGUGGGGAUCCCGGUGUUCCAAUACCCGGAGGAGGGGGACCUGGAUCUGGACGAAUCUGAUUCGCCAUCUGACCUCCAAUUGGUAAAAAGAAGAUUGCAAUUCCCAAAUGUUACUACAGUCCCCAACCAGCUCCUGCUGGUUUCUCUGGUAGAGCAUUUAUGUCAUGUCCAUGAACAGAACCCCAACCGAACGAAACAACUUUUUAGAUUGCUUUGCCAAACCUUUACAAGGAUGGGCCUUCUGACUCCAUUUGCCUUCAGUGAUGAGUUCAGCUCAGUGAGAUUGCAGCACAGCACAGCAAUCACAGAACUACUAAAGGCUGCUAAACGGCACAUGCACAAAGAGGAAAUAACCAAUGGUGACCUAAAUCUACAUUUGAACAGGGCAAAGGAUGUGCUUGCCGAGGCACAGACUUCUCGUUACUUGAAUGAGUUUGAGGAAAUUGCUCAGCUUGGAAAAGGCGGAUAUGGAAAAGUCUACAAGGUCCGUAACAAGCUCGAUGGCCAGUUUUAUGCAAUAAAAAAAAUUCUGAUUAAGAAGGUGUCACGCAGAGAUUGUAAAAAGGUUCUUCGUGAAGUUAAGGUGUUGGCUGGCCUGCAGCAUCCCAAUAUUGUUGGCUACAAUACAGCCUGGAUGGAACAUGUUAAGCCCCCACGCUCAAAAUGCAAAGCUUUCCCCACAUUUAAAGCUAUUAGAGGUUCUUCCAACCAAAAUUCUCAGGAUCCUUUUAAAGAUAUCCAGAGCACAGAGGGCAGCAAUGGCUCCAUUGUGUUUGCUGACUCAGGAGAGGGGAAUCCGUCACAGAGUAUUGACAUGAUGUCUGUAAAUAGAAAUAAGUGCUCUCCUGAAAGCAAUGUGCAAAACUUUACUGUGUCCGAUGUUUACUACUGUGGAAACAAAGACUCUAAUGCCAAUGUCCACCCAGUGUCCAGUGUAUAUAAAAAGCUCGACACAUCUCAGGAUCUAUGCCGAAGAGACCGCUGUCCAUUCAGCUCUGAGGAUGAUGGAAGUGACUCUUCUUGUGACGAAGAAGACUGUGAUCAAAAGGAAUUAUGCUUACAUCGAUACUUUGAAAUACAAUAUCAUUUGAUGUUGCAUAUACAAAUGAAACUAUGUGAAAAGUCUUUGUGGGAUUGGAUUGAAGAGAGGAAUGAAUGUUACAGGAAAGGAGGAGAUUCUUCAAGAUGCUUUGGGUUUGUGGAUGUGUCUAGUACACUCAGAAUAUUCUGCCAACUGUUGCAGGGAGUGCGAUAUAUCCAUUCCAUGGGAGUCCUUCAUAGAGAUCUGAAGCCAAGAAAUAUUUUCUUGCACGGACCAGACCUGCAUGUACGUAUUGGGGAUUUUGGGCUUGCUUGCAGAGAUAUUUUGCAACAUUCAGACCACUGGUUAAAGAAAGAAGGGACCAAUGAGUCAACACAUACUUCAGGAGUUGGCACCUGUUUAUAUGCUGCUCAAGAACAGAUGAAAGGAUCACACUAUGACUUUAAGUCUGAUAUGUACAGUGUGGGCGUUAUAUUGCUGGAACUCUUCCACCCAUUCUGGACUGAGAUGGAGAGAAGUGACAUUUUAACAUCUCUGAGCAAAGGCAUUAUUCCAAAAUCCUUUGAAAAUCAAUGGCCAGUGCAAACCAAAUACGUUAAGCUACUGACCAGUGCAGAAUGUGGACUACGACCAUCUGCUGAUCAAAUGCUGAAAUGUGAACUCUUUAGUGAAAAGGAAAAUGCAAUGCAGGAUCUCCAGCAAAAAGUUCUCGAUUUAGAGAAAGAAAACGAGAGACUAAAAAAGAGCUUGGAGCUGUUACAAGAACAGAUGUCAAGCAGACCGGGAAUAGAAUCCCCAGUAUAAAUCCCUCUUCAUCUCAUGCCAACUUGCCCCUUGCCUAUUCGUACAUAAACUUGUACAUUGUAAAAUAAAAUAACUUUAUUUAUAUAUGCAUGACUUUUUUUGGCGUUUUUACCUGUGAAAUGAUAAACUUGGAAAGCUGUAUUAUUGGUCCAGUUUAUUGUAAACAAAUGUUUAUAAAGUUACAGAUUAUGAAACCUGAGCAUCGUUUUGGCAUCCAACUUCAAUGCUUUCUACUGUUCUGCACGCCAUUGGAUUGUGAUACCGUGUAUUACUGCAAAAUGAGUGCUGUUCUUUGUUGUGCUAUUAAUUGUGAAUUGCACCCCAGUGGUACUAUGCAGCCAAUGCAAAUGUACAACAGAGCAUCAUAGCACAUUCAGUGUAAUGUAUUGUAAAGCAUUCCCAAAAAGGGGAUUAAGUGAAUUUUUUUGAUCCUUUGCUUUGACAGCCCAGUUCUAAUGAAUUCUUAACUGUACACACAUUAAUGCACAGCAAUACACAAGUUAACACAAUGCAAUAGACUGCUAAAGUGAAUGAACCCUUUCUUCCAACUUACCAACGUGAAGUGACUGUACAAAUGCAAAAGUAUUCAUCCUCAGGUGGCAGUUUCAGUUCCAUUUUUCUGAGAGUGUCAUUUUAGAAUAAUGGUCCUGGUAAGAAUUUUAAGGUGUUUGUUACCCAACAAUUCCUCUUCCUAUGUGGCGACUGUAACAUGUACUUAUAUGAAGUCUCCUGUUCUUUGUGUUGUUUCCUUUGUAUGGAAUGGUGUUUCUGUCAGUCCCUCCUGAUUUCCUAAUAAAAAAUUACCACACCUAA